CAUUGCUUGAGACGUCGAGCCUGUCGUCAUCGGAUCUUCCCCAAUCAACCCUCCCCGCUGACCAUUGACGCGCGAACGAGGCUCACUAUGGCUGCUUCACUCUCACCUUACGUGAAGCCCGAUUGGAAUACUGGCUGAAGUUACCAAUAAUGGCAGACGGCACCAUACAAUCCCAGGGCUUUCCUCACGCCGCCAGUGAGAGGCUCAACAUCAUCAUCGCAGGCGCAUCCUUAGGUGGCCUCGCGACAGCUCUUGCUCUAAAACGUCUUCCAGCACCACAUGCACACCCCGUCACGCUUCUCGAACGGAAUCCGACCGCCCUCCUCCACAAUCAAGGCGCUGGCAUCGUCGCUGGUGGUGAUACCCUGGCAUUCUUCAAGCGCUACGACAAAUGCAAGCGCGACUUGGCUGUUACCUCGACUCGAAGGCAAUACCUGAGCAAGGAUGGUGAGGUCAUACACAAGGAAGACAUGCAGCAGAACAUGACCAGCUGGGACCUUGCAUACUAUAUGCUCAGGGCUAACGUUGAUGGGAUCGAGAGCAAGUAUUGCGACGCGCCGCGCGACCAAGACAGUGGUAGCAAGGUUGCACAUCUCCAUGGACACAAGGUGGUUGAACUGCAAGACAAGGGAAACAAAGUGGUUGUAAAAUACGAGACAAGCGAAGGAAGUACGGGCGAGAUGGAAGCUGACCUGGUCAUUGGCGCCGAUGGACCGAGUUCUACCAUCCGCUCCCUCCUCACUACCGGCGUCGAGCGCACGUACGCGGGCUAUGUCGCUCUUCGCGGGACCGUCCCUGAAAACUCAGUCAGUCCAAAAACACUGGAAGCUUUUAAAGAACGCUUUACCUUCUUCCAUACGAAAGGGAUCCAGAUCCUAGCAUACUUGAUACCUGGCGAGAACGGUAUUCUCGAGCCGGGCAAGCGCCUCAUCAAUUUCGUCUACUACACUAAUUUUCCGUCACCUUCUUUAACUGAUCCUUCUCCCGACUUCCGUGAGUUGAUGACCGAUGUGGACGGCCAGUAUCAUCGCAUCACCAUGCCACCUGGCAAAAUGGAUCCGCAAGCAUGGGAGAAGCAACGUAAGAUUGCAAGUGAGCGCCUGCCUCCUCAGUUCGCUGAGAUCGUCAGAGCGACUGAGAAGCCAUUUGUACAAGCAGUUACCGACGUUGUUGCUCCAACGAAUGAGUUCAUGGAUGGUCGUGUCAUCCUUAUCGGCGAUGCUCUGGCUGGCUUCCGGCCUCACACUGUCGCAAGCACUAGCCAAGCGUGCUUCGAUGCCAUGAUCCUGGCAGACAUGAUCGAGGGCAAAGUGAGCCGGAGUGCGUGGAAGAAGGAGACACUGGGAUAUGCGAGAACACUGCAGAAGAGAGGUGUUGAUAUGGGAGAGCGCAGUCAGCAUCAAGACCUGCCGUUGGAGGAGCAUAUCCACGAUCGGAACUUGGCAAGCAAACCGAGAGGGGAAGAGGUAUGGCCAGAGUGGGCAGUUGAGGGUCUAUAAUAGCUACAAUUACAAUCUACGAGUCAAACAAGUCUGUCGCCAGAAUCUAAGACCAGUCGCCUUCAUCUCCAACCACUUCACCACGUUCUGAAGCUUCCAGAAGCUCGCGUACAGUCCACGGUUUGUACUUGUACCCCGGUGGUAGGUUCGUAUUCCCGAACUCGGUGCCCGUGAGUAAGUGCUCAGCACAUUCAUGAUACUUAUCAUAAGCGUACUGCUCAGGGUUAUGGUAGAUCAACCAAUUCCCAACC
Alternaria alternata is the source of this 1750-nucleotide messenger RNA. RefSeq names its product monooxygenase. The transcript has 3 exons. Lineage: Eukaryota; Fungi; Ascomycota; Dothideomycetes; Pleosporales; Pleosporaceae. The record is from RefSeq and is a predicted model, not a curated record. Bases 150 to 1499 code for a protein of 449 amino acids.